Molecule: messenger RNA, 2894 nt
Organism: Coregonus clupeaformis (lake whitefish)
Lineage: Eukaryota; Metazoa; Chordata; Actinopteri; Salmoniformes; Salmonidae
Product: protein FAM102B-like
Exons: 11
Coding region: 252-1469 (405 amino acids)
Source: RefSeq, a predicted model, not a curated record
AUGUCCUAAAUCCUAACCUCUACCCUACUCUAACGUUAACCCUUACUAAACCCUAACCUUAACCCUUGCCUAACCAUUUAAAAUGUUAACUUCAAUGGGGUGAUAUCACAGUUGGGACGACCCAGGGAUCCCGUAUAGGAAGGACCCCGACUGUAGAACGAACGUUGUCACCAGUCAUCGCCGCUGCUAUGAGGUGUGUUGAGAUUACUAAGGACUGACGUCCAUAGUUAAGAGGUUCAACUAAGAGGUUUAUGGAUUUCAUGAUGAUGAAGAAAAAAAAAUUCAAGUUUAAAGUGGAUUUCGAGCUGGACGAGCUCUCCUCCGUCCCCUUUGUCAAUGGUGUCCUAUUUUGUAAAGUCCGACUCCUUGACGGCGGGUUCUCCGAGGAGUCGUCUCGGGAGCCGGUCCAUGCUAACUGUGUGUGCUGGAAGAAGAGCUUCUCCUUCCCCUGUAAAAUGAGUGCCACUGCUGGGACGGGCGUGCUGGACCCCUGUGUGUGUCGUGUGUCUGUCAGGAAGGAACUGAAGGGUGGGAAGACGUAUGCAAAGCUUGGCUUUGCAGACCUGAACCUGGCUGAGUUUGCUGGUUCUGGGAACACGACGCGCAGAUGUCUACUGGAAGGUUACGACACCAAGAACACCCGGCAGGACAACUCCAUACUAAAGGUUAUCAUCAGCACACAACUGAUGUCCGGGGACCCCUGUUUUAAAACGCCUCCGUCCACAGGCACAUUCAUCGGCGUCCAGCGAGAUGCAGAGAGCCUUCUGCAGGAGAGGAAGGGAGGGGACACUCAGAAGGCCUUCAUGGAGAGCCGGGAAGGAAAGUGUUCCUCUGGUUCCGAUGAACUUGGGGGAUCCCGCCAUUCCCGAACGUCCAGCUACGCUAGUCAGCAGUCUAAAGCGUCAGGCUACAGCACGGGUCACUCCCGCUCAUCCAGCCUGUCAGAGUGUACCCACCGCAGGAACACCUCUGUGGGCAGUGCCUCCACCGGCAUCGCCAGCAUCCCAGAGCCCAGCGACGACAAUAGGGACAGCAGGGACCAGAGGGAGAGCAGGGAUAGGGAGAGAGGAGACCGGGAAGCCAGGAUGGGGAUGAUUCCCCCUACUGCUGGGGCUUCGGCCUGCACAGCCCGUACUGAACACCCCACUGCCACUAGCACCACUAGUUCCUGUAAAGGCACCCCGGUGAAGAGUGCCUCAUCCAGCGAACGCCUCAACAGGCACCUGGUGAAGCAGUGUUCGAUGGAGGGUCAAAUGAUGAGGGUGGAGGCUUCUCGAGUGGAUGCUGAUGACGUGGUUGAGAAGAUCCUCCAGGGUCAGGACUUCACCCCCAACAUGCUGGACUCCAGCCAUGAAGAGGAAGGCCUGCGGUUGUUUGUUGGUCCCGGAGGUAGCACUGCCCUUGGAAGCCAUCACCUGCCUACCAGGGUUGGUGCCGGAGCAUAUGAACAGGUGGUGAUUAAGCGUUAGGCCUAAACUCCACCAGGAAGAGGAGUGGCACAGCUGAAGUCCAAAAGAAUGAUCGAUGGUUUUUAUCUCUCUUUAAUUUCAGCAAGCACAUUUUAUCCAAAUGAACUGGCCUGUGUCAGAAAUUGACUGCAAAAGCUUCUUCUGGUGUUCGUACAGACUAUGUGCACUGUCUGUAGUCCCAUGUUAGAUUAGCUACUAGCUCAGUAAAGUCAAGAAGAACAUCUGGAGUGGGAUGUUUUAUAGGUAAACCUGACCUUUUCAACUGGAGUUCAAAGAUGAAAGUGGAUUGGUUCUGUGUUUGUCGCCAGAAUGAAGGAAGCUUUUGCUGAAGAGGAGGGGAGGAUGAUGCCUUUUCAAUACAUUCCCUAGUUUAAACUAGUUCCCAGUUUUCAUUCCUUUUGUUUUUCAACUAUGUCGCUUUUUAUUUGGAACUGCCUUUUAAUUUUGGAUUUAAACUUUUAUGUCCACCAAUAAGCUGCUAAAAGGUGUUUUAGGUGUGUGUGUGUGCGUGUACGUGUGUGCGUGUUUGCAUUUCUGUGUGUGUGUGUUUGUGUAUGCGUGCCUAUAUUCUCUGGUAAAGUGUUAGACACUUCUGUUGUAAUAAUAGUAAGGCUACAACAAUCCUGCAGUAUACAGGGCUGAGGGCUGGGAGUGAGACUGCAGGUUAUAGACUCUGUACUGAAGGUGACCAUGCUCUGCUGUGGUCUGAGUGGGAACUGAUCUCAUUACUGGCAAAAAUAGAGACCACCUCAGAAUAUAACCUCUCUGCCCUUUUUAUACACUUGCUGGGAAAAAAAUUGAUAGAGCGGAAGAGGGGAGAAGCUCUGAGUGAGGUCAAGCUUGUUUUUAGCUCUUCUGAAAGAAGCAGACUCUCAGGUUAGAAUAUCAGGGUUCCAAUCCGGAUGGCUCUUUUUUUGCAGCGAUCGAUGAGUGCUGUUUAGAAACGGAUGGAAGUCAACAGUUGUGAUUCUUCUUGCCAAACUGAUGUAGGUACAGUACGUAGUUCCAUAUGUAGGUAAAGAUAUUGGCUAAAGGACAAGUUGUCAACAAUUAUACUGCCAUUGUAUACACUUGUUAUGAUGAUAUGUUUUUUUGACAAAAUGCCAGGCUUUACAUUAGAUUAGGCUGGUGAUGACUCUGCUAUUUGUUGUCUAUGAACUAUUUAAUGGAUUGAGCCUACGUCUUGAAUAUAGUCUACUAUGUCGAUGACAUAUACGGUUCUUAAACUGACAUUGAAAGAAAUGUGUAUACACUACAUGAUUUUGUGAUGAUGAAUCUUGUUAAUCGGUUUGUUUCACUAAAUGGAAAUAAGAAUACAUGUUCAGAAAGUAAGUUAAGAUAUAUAAUGGCGUACAUACUGUACCAGUCAAAAGUAUGGACACACCUACUCAUUCAAGGGGUUUUCUUAAUUUAUGCUAUUUUUUA